Messenger RNA from Urocitellus parryii (Arctic ground squirrel), 1953 nucleotides. RefSeq names its product sodium channel epithelial 1 subunit gamma (gene Scnn1g). Gene Ontology annotation, molecular function: ligand-gated sodium channel activity. NCBI's taxonomy places the organism in Eukaryota, Metazoa, Chordata, Mammalia, Rodentia, Sciuridae. The record is from RefSeq and is a predicted model, not a curated record. Gene Ontology annotation, biological process: sodium ion transmembrane transport. Gene Ontology annotation, cellular component: sodium channel complex; plasma membrane.
AUGGCUCCCGGAGAGAAGAUCAAAGCCAAAAUCAAGAAGAACCUGCCCGUGCGAGGCCCUCAGGCACCCACCAUCAAGGACCUGAUGCGGUGGUACUGCCUCAACACCAACACCCACGGCUGCCGCCGCAUCGUGGUGUCCCGCGGCCGCCUCCGCCGCCUCAUCUGGAUCGGGAUCACGCUGAUGGCCGUGGCCCUCAUUAUCUGGCAGUGCGCGCUCCUCGUGUGCUCUUUCUACACUGUCUCCGUCUCCAUCAAGGUCCACUUCCAGAAGCUGGAUUUCCCCGCUGUCACCAUCUGCAACAUGAACCCCUACAAGUACAGUGCCGUGCGUGACCUUCUGGCUGACCUGGACAAGGAGACCAGAGAGGCCUUGAAGUCCCUAUUUGGCUUUUCAGAGGUGAACUCUCGGAAACGUCGGGAGGCAGAACCCUGGGAGGGCAUGCAGCCCAAAUUCCUCAACGUGGUCCCGCUGCUGGUCUUCAACGAGGAGGAGGAGAGGGGCAAGGCCAGGGACUUCAUCACGGGCCGCAAGCGGAAAGUGAGCGGGAAAAUCAUUCACAAGGCUUCCAACGUGGUGCAUGUCCAUGACUCCAAGGAGAUGGUGGGGUUCCAACUGUGUUCCAACGACACCUCGGACUGUGCCACCUACACCUUCAGCUCGGGCAUCAACGCCAUCCAGGAGUGGUACAAGCUGCAUUACAUGAACAUCAUGGCCCAGGUGCCUCUGGAGAAGAAGAUCAACAUGAGCUACUCUGCAGAGGAGCUGCUGGUCACCUGCUUCUUUGACGGGAUGUCCUGCAAUGCCAGGAACUUCACACUCUUCCACCAUCCCAUGUAUGGGAAUUGCUACACGUUCAACAACAGAGAAAACGAGAGCAUCCUUAGCACCUCCAUGGGGGGCAGUGAGUACGGGCUGCAGGUCAUCCUGUACAUCAACGAAGAAGAGUACAACCCCUUCCUUGUGUCCUCCACGGGCGCUAAGGUGCUCAUCCAUCGGCAGGAUGAGUAUCCCUUCAUUGAAGACGUGGGAACCGAGAUCGAGACCGCCAUGUCAACCUCCAUUGGGAUGCAUCUGACCGAGUCCUUCAAGCUGAGCGAGCCCUACAGCCAGUGCACAGAGGACGGGGGUGACGUGCCGGUCAGAAACAUCUACAACGCGGCCUACUCCCUCCAGAUCUGCCUUUACUCCUGCUUCCAGACAAAGAUGGUGGAGAAAUGUGGGUGUGCCCAGUACAGCAAGCCCCUGCCUCCAGCUGCCAGCUACUGCAACUACCAGCAGCACCCUAACUGGAUGUACUGUUACUACCAGCUGUACCAGGCCUUUGUCCAAGAAGAGCUGGGCUGCCAGUCGGUGUGUCGAGAAACCUGCAGCUUUAAGGAAUGGACCCUGACCACCAGCCUGGCACAGUGGCCAUCUGAGGUUUCAGAGAAAUGGUUGCUGCCUGUCCUCAACUGGGACCAAAGCCAACAAAUAAACAAAAAGUUCAACAAGACGGAUUUGGCCAAACUCCUGAUAUUCUACAAAGACCUGAACCAGAGAUCCAUCAUGGAGAGCCCGGCCAACAGUAUCGAGAUGCUUCUGUCCAACUUUGGUGGCCAGCUGGGCCUGUGGAUGAGCUGCUCCGUCGUCUGCGUCAUCGAGAUCAUCGAGGUGUUCUUCAUUGACUCCUUCUCCAUCAUUGCCCGGCGCCAAUGGCAGAAAGCCAAGGAAUGGUGGGCCCGGAAGCAGGCACCCUCCGGUCCYGAGGCUCCUCCCCCUAGGCAGCAGGGCCAGGACAACCCGGCCCUCGACAUAGACGAUGACCUGCCCACUUUCACCUCUGCCUUACGCCUGCCUCCAGCCCCGGGGGCCCAGGUGCCUGGCACACCACCCCCCAGAUACAAUACCCUGCGCUGGGAGAGGGCCUUCUCCAACCAGCUCUCAGACACCGAGGUGCCUGAGGAGCCCUGA